This is a messenger RNA of Lactuca saligna, 435 nucleotides long. Lineage: Eukaryota; Viridiplantae; Streptophyta; Magnoliopsida; Asterales; Asteraceae. The record is from the annotation of a GenBank genome assembly.
AUGGGAGAUCAAGAACCAGAUGUCAGUAAUCUUAUUUAUGAGGAGCAUUAUUUGGCUAGUAAUGAUGACGAUGGAAUUGAAGAUUUCGAUUUUCCUGAUAAUGAUACACUAUAUAAUGGCGGAUUUCAAAUAGGAGAAAGCAGUAAUCCUAAUUUAGAGGACGCAAAUAAUGCAGAAGACGAAAAUCAUUUCGUUGAUGAAAACAUAGAGGUUAAUAUUGAUUUCAGUGAAGGACAAGCACAUGUUACUCAUGAAGACACAAAGUUUAAUAUUGAUUUCAGUGAAUCAGGACAACCACAUGUUACUUAUGAUUAUGUUUAUCCUGGUGGCACCUUGUAUUGGACUCCGAUUGUUUCAGACGACAUCAAACCAAAAGUUUCAUCAAAAUUUAAUUCAUAUGUGAAGCAGAAACAACGUAUAGAAAAUAUGCAUUAG